Molecule: messenger RNA, 2137 nt
Organism: Suncus etruscus (white-toothed pygmy shrew)
Lineage: Eukaryota; Metazoa; Chordata; Mammalia; Eulipotyphla; Soricidae
Gene: GDI2
Product: GDP dissociation inhibitor 2
Exons: 11
Coding region: 24-1361 (445 amino acids)
Biological process (GO): small GTPase-mediated signal transduction; protein transport; vesicle-mediated transport
Cellular component (GO): cytoplasm
Molecular function (GO): Rab GDP-dissociation inhibitor activity
Source: RefSeq, a predicted model, not a curated record
GCCCUCGCCCGCCCGCCCGCGCCAUGAACGAGGAGUACGACGUGAUCGUGCUGGGCACCGGCCUCACGGAAUGUAUCCUGUCAGGAAUAAUGUCAGUGAAUGGAAAGAAAGUUCUUCACAUGGACAGAAACCCAUACUAUGGAGGAGAAAGUGCGUCGAUAACACCACUGGAAGAUUUAUAUAAAAGAUAUAAACUGCCGGGAACGCCUUCACCAUCAAUGGGAAGAGGAAGAGACUGGAAUGUUGACUUGAUCCCCAAGUUCCUUAUGGCCAAUGGUCAGCUGGUCAAGAUGCUGCUUUAUACAGAAGUCACUCGCUAUCUGGAUUUUAAAGUAAUUGAAGGGAGCUUUGUCUACAAAGGAGGGAAAAUCUACAAAGUUCCUUCUACUGAAGCAGAAGCCCUGGCCUCUAGUUUAAUGGGGCUGUUUGAAAAACGUCGAUUCAGAAAAUUCUUAGUAUAUGUUGCCAAUUUCGAUGAGAAAGAUCCUAGAACCUUGGAGGGUGUCGAUCCUUUAAAAACUACAAUGCGGGAUGUGUACAAGAAGUUUGACUUGGGCCAAGAUGUCAUAGAUUUUACUGGGCAUGCACUGGCACUUUACAGAACUGAUGACUAUUUGGAUCAGCCAUGUUGCGAAACCAUCAAUCGGAUUAAACUUUAUAGUGAGUCCUUGGCAAGAUACGGCAAAAGCCCAUAUCUGUAUCCACUCUAUGGCCUGGGAGAACUGCCACAGGGAUUUGCCAGGCUAAGUGCUAUUUAUGGAGGUACCUACAUGCUGAAUAAGCCUAUUGAAGAAAUCAUUGUGCAGGAUGGAAAGGUGGUCGGUGUAAAAUCUGAAGGAGAAAUUGCUCGCUGUAAGCAGCUCAUCUGUGAUCCCAGCUACGUAAAAGACCGGGUAGAAAAAGUGGGCCAGGUCAUCAGAGUCAUCUGCAUACUCAGCCAUCCCAUCAAAAACACCAACGAUGCCAACUCCUGCCAGAUCAUCAUCCCCCAGAACCAAGUCAAUCGGAAGUCAGAUAUCUAUGUAUGCUUGAUUUCCUCCGCACACAACGUGGCAGCUCAGGGCAAGUACAUUGCCAUCGUCAGCACCACCGUGGAGACCAAGGAGCCAGAGAAAGAGAUCAGACCAGCUUUGGAGCUCCUGGAACCAAUUGAACAGAAAUUUGUUAGCAUCAGUGACCUCCUUGUACCAACUGAUUUGGGAAGUGAAAGCCAGAUCUUUAUUUCUCGUGCAUAUGAUGCUACCACUCACUUUGAGACCACCUGUGAUGAUAUUAAAGAUAUCUAUAGGAGGAUGACAGGGUCUGAGUUUGACUUCGAGGAAAUGAAGCGUAAGAAGAACGACAUUUAUGGGGAAGAUUAAGCUCUACAGGCUUUUCUGAUUAGGACACAGUUAAGGUUUGGCCAAUGAUGCAUAUUCUCUGAAACCUACCUUCAGGCCUGCUUUUGUAAUCUGAGACUGCUGAGCACUGCACCAGUCAAUAUUCCUCCCCUUUCAAUUAAUAUCAUGUAUUAACCUGUUUUUAUGGAGCGGAAUUGGCAGGUCAUCACAUUCUGUUCAGUUUCACCAACGCUGGCUUGCUCCUCCCAGUUAAAGAUCAGUUUUUUCUUUUUUUAAUUGUACUACUGAUACAAAGAACUUGAUACAGUACUUGUAUCUUUUAAUCAAUGUGGCCUUUGCAAUUAUGUACUUCUGCUCAAGAACUGGAUCAAGUACAGUGUGUACAUGCCAGCUGCCCUCUUGACGUUGAGAUUGUAAAUUGAAUAGCCUAUAACCUAGGACAGCAGCCCUGUUUUUCUUCCACAUUUACAUUGUGUCUUGUCAAGUAUUAUGCCAGUUUCCACCUGGCCCUGCACUAUGUUCAUGUGGGCCUAAAAUACAAAUCAAACUUGACUUCGUGAGUCAUUUUGGAGGAAGCCUGUGUGCAGUGUUUUAAUCUAUUAAGUGAUAAGAAACCUGGAAAGAUACGUUUCAUAAGACAAAAUGUAGAAGCGUCUUUUCGUAUCCUAGGUGUGGCUUCAACGGACCAAGCUGCCAUGCAGUAUUGAUUUGACAGAGCCCCUACUCCAAUGAUGUCUGUCUCAAAAUGGCUCCAAAUGAUUUCUGUACUGCAAAAUAAAGCCAAACUCUGGAAACCA